Messenger RNA from Cladocopium goreaui, 1115 nucleotides. Lineage: Eukaryota; Dinophyceae; Suessiales; Symbiodiniaceae. The record is from the annotation of a GenBank genome assembly.
UGUCCAAUCUGCGGAAUGGGUGCUGUGCGCACCAUCCACUUUUUUUCAUGGGCGCUUCUGCGGGGAAGGAUGCCGUGGCGGCAGCCUGGCAUGCGGAACAUCCUAAGGCAGUGAGCUUUCAGGCAGAUCCUCAGGAUCAGGACUUGGCCCAGACUCCUGUGAACACCACGGGCGAGUUGGUUGGCCAGGCAAACGGACCGUCAGCGAGCCGAGCCAAAGAUGAACUCUGGUUGCGUGAUGUGGAGUCUGCUGGCCGCUUGAAGAGGUUGGUGACCUUUCCCGUUGGGGACUGGUUUCUGGGUGUUGGAGAUGGAGGUAUUGGCAGAGACAAGGACAAUCCUGCAAAAGGGGCUUUGAUAAUGAAAGGGUCGCUGUCUGACUUUGAGAACACAAGACCUCCUGGCCCGGGUAACAGUGAUGAGUACAAGGAAACACACGAACCACCGGCAGGUGGUUGGACCGACAACGCCCGCUCUGGAGUCUCGCACCUUCCCAUAGCUGGCUAUGGUGGCGAGCUACAGCUGCUUGAAGAUUUCAGGUCUCAAACGAUCCGCUUCAGCGAUCUUACAGACACUUCCAGAUUUAGCUGUCAGCAUUCUGCCUGGGGUCCUGGACCAGGUGGUCCGGCACCUGUGCCAAAUCUGCAAGGAUAUCCUCAUCCACAGAUAGAGCUUGACCAUCCGGAGUCUUUCGUGCAUGUUCAUUUAGAAGACAAAUCUGCCGGACCGACCCCACAUGUGUUGUGGGAUGCUGCAUAUGACAUGGGAGGGACUGAGGUGUUGAAAUCCACAGCUCCAGCGAUGUGGGGGACUAGGCAGAACAUGGAGCUGUUCUGCCCGCCAAAACACGGGCCUCCUCAUUGGUUUGAAUUGACGAUAUCUCGUGAAGCUAAUGCGAGACGGCGACCAUUCAUGAUGCAAGACUUUAUCGCGUCCCAAGUCCUCUCAGCUUACAGGCCAGACCAGGAUCCCCAACUAGACGCAUUUUCCAUGGCAGUGGACAGUGGCAUUGCAGCAAAUGCUGCCAAAGCGUCAUUCUUGUGACAUUCCGCUGCAAGAUGGGUUUGUGUUGAGCUUGCUGGCCUUGCUGAAGCAAUAGCAAAAACGUGGACUGGG